AUGGCGGCGGAGAACAGUGGAGCUAGUGGUAUGAUGAGUGGAAUGGCGAAGAGGAUUAUGACCAAGACCAGCGCGGAGAACCCGCCGAAGACAUCGAUCCAACCGAAGGUGAACGUGCAGUGGAUGAAGGAUGUGAAACCGACCGAGAUCGUGAAGACCCUCGUACCCCGCAACAGCGAGCGGCCACUGGCUCAUCGCCCAGCCGACGAGAUGGUUCACAGCGAGUUGCAACGCCAGUGCCAUCUGAGAUACCGGCUGUCCAGGAACCCAUCGACGAGCUGUCGGUGGCGGACUCGUUCAUCAUGGGCGUGCUUCGUGGAUGGAGGAAAGCGUGACAUCCUCAGCUCGACGAAGAACAGCCUGGACUACGAAGUUGUGGCAUCGGCCUUGCAAAGCUUGUGGGAUGAGCAGCUGCUUGGGCAGCGUGGUGGCGGCCAUCAUGGUGGUGGUGGCUACUCAGCCCACUUUGCGGAGUACGACGACCAGGACCACGAGGCCUACUACCAAGAUUGGUGGGAUGACGAUGAUGGCUGGUGGAUGGACAGCUACUAUGCCCAGGGCGAGAACGACUGGUGGACCGACGACCACGAGAACUACCAGGCGGCAGCAAACGAACAUCCUGAUGAUGGAGGCGUGGUCGAUGAAAAGCUCCAGGAGCUACAGAAGGCGGAGAAGAUGGCGGAAGCAUUGGCCCUGGAAGCACAGAGGACAUGGAGCGAUGCCCAGAAGGCGACCCAGGCCUUGCGGAAGGACAGAGGCUUCGGGGCCACGGCGCAGAUGGGUGGUUCGGGGCGAUGCUACAUCUGUGGUGGCAACCACUUCAUGCGUGAGUGCCCGGACCGCCGUCACCCCAGCAAGGGCAAGAGCAAGUCCAAGUACGGCUACCACAUGAGCGCCGACGACUUCAACGGCUACUACAUCGGCAAGGGGAAAGGAAAGGCGAAGGGCAAGUCCAAGAAGGGCAUGUGGCUGGAAGGACAGGCGAUCUGGAAAGGGAAGAGCAAGGGCAAGAACAAGGAGAGUGGCCUGAGAACCGUGAAUGUCUACGCACAAGACCUCUUCCUAGGAGGACUAGAGUUGACGGAUGUGAUGGAGAUGGCGUCGGCAACCACUACGCCCUUGAGUCCCCAGCAGGGCAUGAUCGAUUGUGGCGCCACGGCAUCCGCGGCACCUGAGGCGGUAGUCAAGGAUUUGAUAGCAGCUGUUCUCACUCAGGACAAGGGAGCCCGCAUCGAACUUGACCAGUCCUCGCGCCCGUAUUUCUGGUUUGGCAAUGGGAAGUGGGGACGUGCACUAUGCAGAGUACAUCUCACGAGUGAUGUUAGUGGUAGCCCCCGACACUUUUCCUUGUACACCCUUCCCAAUCCUGCCGAGUAUUACCAAGCUCAACUCGAUAAGCAAGCCCUCGUGCCUGUCUUGGUUGGCAUGGAUUACCUUGGACGAAAGGGUGUUGGAAUGAUGAUAGACUUUGCGACAGGCCUUGCCAUGAACACCAAGGAGCCCAAACCUGAGAUAUAUCAACUCCAAGUCAGCCCCAAAGGCCACUACACCCUUGACAUUGUGGAGUACCUAACCAAUGGCCAGCGAAAUCUAGAUGGACAUGCCCAAGUACUUGUACGCCCCCAAGCAAGCCGUGGUCAUGCUCAUGUUGAACAUCAGUUUCUGGAGCUAGGGACGCUGUGGAUGAGCAUGACGUGCAGGGACGAGGAACUCGAUGAGCAAGAGUUACAAGCUGCCAGGGAUAGGAUGUGGAGUAUGUAUGAACAUGCGCAUGCAUGCCAGCUUGCGCAACCUGCUGCACCAACAGCCACGUCGGCUUCAAUGUGUGGUGCUGCAGUAGCAACCGCAUCCUCGACGACUUCCUCUUUUCGUUCUGUGCCUGAUGGCGGCAUAUGCCCCUCGGCAGCUGGCGCCCGAGCAGGAGAAGAUUGUGGUGACCGGCAUCAAGGAGAAGACCCCAAAGGCCAAAGCUCGACCGCUGGAUCCGUCGAGAGCUCUGGAGGGCGACACGAGAGAUCCGCGGGCAUCAUCAAAGCAGUGGCCAUGCUACAACCGGCACGUGGCGGACACCCCCAAGCAGAACCCCCACGGCCAAUGGACACAUUGCGCAGUGUGCGACCUGAGGUUGUCCUACGUGCCAAGGAGCGGGUCACAUGGGGCGACAACGAUGGUGAAGAACCCCGAGAUGGUCCGGCGGAUGCUGACCGAGCUGCACCCCCUGAUGGGCGACUUUCAGCCAACAGCGACUAUAUGUCGUGCGAUGCAACGGAAAAUCGAUGCGGAGGAGCAGCUCAUGGCGGCCAUUUCCGAGGUGAAGAACCCUGGGAUGAAAGUCCGCGCAACAACACGACCAACGCCGACUACAACCUCGGGAAGCCCACUGACGACCGGCGAGUCAUCGACGGGAAGCUGGCAACUGGCAUCCGAGACCGAGGAUCAGAAUCUGGCCAUGGCAUACGAGAUGGAGCGGGGCGGCCAGUAAGGGGUGAACUACCGCUCUUUGCCGGCAAGCAAGUGAUGAAGAUGGCGACGCUGAUGACAGCCGUGCUGGCCAACCACCUCAUGGGAUUGCACCUGGAUGGACGCGAUGGUCUCUGGGAAGUAGCCUGUGCACCUCACAGCUGGUUGAGCGAAGCAGCCCAAGAGCAAGGGUUGUGUCCAAGACGAAUCAACCUCGCUGCUGGUUACGACCUCUACAAGAAGGAGACAUGGUGUCGGCUUAAGGCUCUACGUCAAGUACACCGACCUCGACGCAUCUGGCUGUCUUUGCCAUGUACCAAGUGGUGCGCUUGGACAACGGUGAACUAUAACACGCCGGAGAAGAUGGAGCAGCUGGAGGCGUAUCGACGUCGAGAACGACGGCUCCUUCGUGAAGUACGGUUCUUCGUCAAGGAAACCGUGGAUGAGAUUGAGGAUGUCCAAAUCUACUUCGAAUGGCCAUACCCCUAUGCUGGAUGGCGUGAGGAAGCACUUCUGGGCCUACAACAAGACCUUGAACAACGUGGGGUUCCCUGGCUUUCCUGCAGAAUUGAUGGCUGUAACUAUGGCAUGAAGAAUGCGACCGGUGAUGCCUUCCUCAGGAAGAAAUGGAUGGUGAAGACCACGGACGAGCUGUUCCACAAGAACUUCAGGGCGAAGGUGUGUCCUGGGAAUCAUGUUCAUGCUGUCAUCGAAGGCCAGGAGACCGAAAAGUCCGCGUACUACCCUUGGAAGUUGGUCCAAGCCAUCACACGUCACUGGAAGGCGCAACAUGUUCCAGGCCGGCAUCUUCAAAUGUUGCUCUCCCGGGAAAGCGUUCAGGACUCUGAUGAAGAUGAUGAGAAAGAUGUUCUUGUCAGCCGCAUCCCCAGACCUGUGGCUGAGCUGGAUUCCGAGUUCGAGGCAAAGAUUGCGCUUGGCGAACAGGAUUUUUCGUUCCAACGAUGUGAGGCAAUUCUGGUUCUGAUGCAGGACGCCAAAACAAGCCGUGGACCCAUGAGAUCGCGGGGGAGCCAGGCUGGAGUCACCUAUCAGAUGUAUGGGGCAUACUCACAUGGUGGCCUGCAUGGGAUAACCAAACAUACCUGGCAACACCCCUGGACAUGUCGCUACCUGAAUGCCUUCAUCAAAUCCCGAGUGCCGAACCAGACCUGGACCAGCAUCAUGAUCAUGUACACAAUUUCAAGGAAUCAGGUGGUGAUCUUUGAUCCUGAUCAAUGGCAUGCAACGCAAGCUUGGACUGGAUACCGGAUCACCAUCUCGGCUUUCACAACGCGGUCCAUUCCACAUUGGGAUGCAAAAGAACUCAAGGAUCUACGAGCUCUGGCGUUCCCACUCACUGGGGGAAAUCUAUAUCCCCUAGAAUCUCAUGGCGAUCCACUAGAAUCUCGUGGCGAUCCCCUAGAAUCUCGUGGCGAUCCCCUAGAAUCUCGCGGCGAUCCCUCAGAAUCUCGUGGCGAUGAAGUACCAAAGCUUCUCGACGGUGGACCCGUGCCCAAGGCAGAGCUCGAACGAUGGACCGCCAAGGUUGCCAAAUUCCACAAAACCGCUGGUCACCCAUCCAACAAGAACCUGGGACGUAUCGUGCAAGAAGCUGGUCAUCCUCAAUGGAAGAUUGAUGUGGCCAAGCGAUACCACUGUCCAGCAUGUGCCAGUCUGAAACAAGGAGGUACAAGUUCGAGCCAGAUACCGCCGGCAGCGACGCAUCAGCAGUACGAAGCCUGGGAAGCUGUGGGUGUCGAUGCUGGUGAGUGGGUGCCACCUGGAAGCAAGAAGAAGGUGAAGUUCAUCCUCAUGGUAGAUCUGGCUACAAAACUGAGAGUGAUACAGCCCAUCAUGAUCUACGACCUGUUGCAGAUGAAGAACGAGUCGGGCAGCGAUUUGAUCAAGGCCGUGUCUGAACGCUGGCUGUCGACCUUCCCAAAACCGCGAAUCCUUGUGCUGGACUCGGCAAAGCCAUACGUUUCGGAGCAAGCGCAUGCCUUUGCAUCGGCCAUCAAUGUGGGACUGCACUACACGGCCGAGAAAGAGAGCUGGGCGCAUGGAGCAGUGGAAGCCUCAGUGCAAGAUGUCAAAUCUACAGCUUCAGCCAUCUACCUUGAGAACAUGGAUCAGGAUCUUGAGGUGACGCUCCACUUGGCUGUCGCCGCGCUGAACUCCACCGAGUACACUGCUGGCUUCUCCGCGUUCCAGUGGGCCUAUGGCAGGAACUACAACAUCACCGAUGAGGAUGUGCGCACGUUCCAACAUGUGGACCCCAAGAUCGACUUCGCCCAACUUGUUGUGGCUCGCCAGCGAGCAGAAGAAGUGGCACGCCAGACACGUGCCCGACGAGUUCUAUCGAAGCUUGGCAACACCUCUGUGCGGCAACCAUUGCGGAACUACGAGCCCCUGGAUUUGGUGAAAGUCUGGAGACGAGUCUGGCCGCAAGAACAAUGCAAGGGACCUCGUGGCGGCUACAAAAAGUCCGGGAGACCUCACUGGAUUGGGCCAGGACGUGUGGUGUUCUCUGAAGUACUACCUCACCAAAAAGAAUCUGGAGGAAAACGACACAUUCUCUGGGUGUUGGUUGGAAAUCAACUCCUACGAUGCUCGGCGCACUCGGUGAGGCCAGUGACGGAGGUGGAGCGGUUUCAGUAUGAGACCUCUGGGGCCGAGAAUCCAUCGAUGUGGAAAUCCCUGGCGGACAUUGUGCCGAAGCGUGAGUACUAUGACGUGGUGGAUGAGGAGCCCGGAGAGAAUGAGGUGGAGAUGCCACGACUUCCGGAAGCACCCGAUGAUACGACGACGGUCGUGCCUAUUCGCAGGGCCCGACGAAAGGUCACCUUCCAACCGGGUGACUACGUGGCGAAACCCGUGGGAGAGCGACUGAUGGUGGACGAUGGUGAAGAUGAGGAACCAACAACGACAGCCACGACAACUUCCUCAAGUUCCACGAAACAUGUUGGUGAUGUGAAUGAUUACGAACUGCCGGAACCGAAGAGAGCUCGUUCGACAACAGAUAGUGGCGGUUCUGAUGCAGCUGGUGAGAAUUGGGUGGAACAGUUAAUGCUGGAGGCGAAGCAAGAGGAGGAAAUGGACCUCUUCAAUGUGAUGGACAAUGUGGAGGAGUUCCUCAGAAUUGAGUUCGACCUGGAGAACCACAUGAGCAAUCGACAGAAGAAAAUGAUGGAAAGGAACCCGGUGACCUUCAUAGUGAAGAAAAUGAGGGACUGCGAGGUGAACAUCAGCCGUCUACCCGAACAUGAGCGACCGUUGUUCUCGAGGGCAAAGGCAAAGGAGGUGGAUUCGUUCUUGAAGAAUGAGGCGGUGAGGAAGUGCUUGGAUGAUGAGGAGAUUAAGAAGGCCUACGAAAGCAGUCGCAUCGUCAAGGCGCGCUGGGUGUUGACAUGGAAACUGGUGCCACCUGAGGACCGACAGGAGGCCCUUGAUGAUUCCCAGAAGAACCCGGCGACGUUGCACACGAAGGAUGGCGCUCGAAAGGCCAAAGCUCGCAUCGUACUACUAGGGUUCCAGCAUCCAAGCCUGCUGGAUCCUUCCUUCAAGACAGCGAGCCCAGCGCAGUCGAGUCUUGGUCGCAAUCUCCUGUACACCAUGGCGGCGCACCAUCAAUGGGAACUUGAAGGGCUGGACUUGGCUACAGCCUUCCUGCAGACGCAACCCACAGAAGCAGAUCAGGAGCUGUGGACGACAGGAGUGGAAGAGCUUCGUCAAGCACUAGAUGUUGGCGCGGAAGGGAUUAUGAGAAUCCUUCGGAACAUCUGCGGCAGCACGACGGCACCUCGUGGACUGUGGCUAGCUCUGCAUAAGCGAUUGACAGAGCUUGGAGCGCAACCGGUACUUGGAGAGCGAUGCUUGUGGGUUUGGUUGUCAAAGACCGACAUGGAUGAGGACCACCCGAAAGUGAUUGGCAGCAUGGGUGGUCAUGUGGAUGAUUUUCAUCGAAUUGGCGAUGGAACUUCGGCCGAGUGGUGUGAAAUCAAAGAGAAGAUCAACAAUGCCUACAAGUGGGGAAUGACAAAGAAGAACUCCUACCGCCAUGCUGGAACUGAUGUAACGACGGUCAAGGACAAGAAUGGCUUCAACAAGAUCGUGGUGGAUCAGUCGUAUUACAUCGAAUCGAUUCAGGACAUCGAGAUUGAGCCUGAUCGUCUUCGACAAAAUGGUCCUCUAGAACGACGAGAAGUGGAGGCCUGCCGAACCACGCUGGGAGCACUCCAGUGGGUGGCCAUACAAACCCAACCUCAGCUAACAGCCCGCUGCAACCUUCUUCUCACAGAAGUGGUGACGUCCGGAACCUUGGAGACCGCGCGGGAGAUACAGAUGAUGGUGGGGGAAGUCAGACAGAAUCCAGUAAAGCUGGAGUUCAAGAAAUUUCCCCAGGCCAAGCACUGGACGGAGGUAGUCUUCAUCUCCAUGGGCGACCAGGCGCACAACAACCGGCCGAAGGGUGAUUCAACCGGUGGCUUAGUGACGUUGGCUGCAGGACCUGAAUGUCUGAGUGGCCAGGUGUGCGAGAUGUCACUGCUGGCAUGGCGCAGUUGGAAGCUGAAAAGGAAGGCGAUUGGAUCGAACGACGCCGAGGUGCAGUCGAUCUUGGAGGCGGAAGAUCAUAACUUCCGGACGAGACUGUUAUGGUCGGAGCUUCAUGGGGCCGGAGGACUACAACAUCGCCGUGAACUUCGUCGCGAUUUGGUGGAGCUCACGGAGAAGCAAGUCCUGAAGGUGAAGGGAGUGUUAUGCACGGACUCCCGAGGAGGUUACGACGCGGUGGAGCUGAAUGAGUCGCCGUUGCUUGGGCUGAGCAACAUGCGCUCGGCAUUGCAGGCGUUCCAGCUUCGGGACAACCUAAGCAGAGCUGGGUGUGAACUUCGUUGGCUGGCAUCGGACUACGACCUCGCUGAUGCCUUGACAAAGAAAAGAAUGGACAGCCGCAUCGGCCUUCUCAAGUUCUUGAAGACUGGUGUGUGGAGCAUCAAGUUCGACCCCGACUUCACAGCCGCCAAGAAAGGGAAGAAGAUAGGUAAGAGUGCUGUAGAUGCUGUAGACAAGCAUUUGUUUGGGGACCCGAAUGAUCACUGGCUGUCUGCAUCUGACUCCUUUUUGGGGUGGUGCAACAUGUAUAGCUUCAAUCAGAUGCAUACCCCAUCUCCAUAUGCUGCCAGUGGCUUGAGGGGCCCCUCGUAG
This is a messenger RNA of Symbiodinium natans, 7665 nucleotides long. Lineage: Eukaryota; Dinophyceae; Suessiales; Symbiodiniaceae. The record is from the annotation of a GenBank genome assembly.